AUGUCCUCCGAAGCCACGCCCAAGGUCAUCAUCUUCGGCCCAACUGGCAAUGUUGGAUCCGCGACUGUUCGGGCGGCCCAUUCGCAAGGAGCAAAAGUGUUCCUUGCAAUGCGGGAUCUGGAAAAGGCGAUCCCAGGCUACACCCCAGAACAAGAGCGCGAGGCAGGCUUUGAGAGAGUCUAUGCUGAUCUCACCAAGCCCGAAACGAUCGAGGCCGCCGUUGCCAAAACCGGGGCCAAACACGCCUUCAUCUACGUAUUCAGGACAGCUGAUCACAUGAAGUCCUCCCUUGUUGCGCUCAAGUCUGCAGGGAUCGAAUUCGUCGUCUUCUUGAGCAGUUAUACCGUCCCGACCAUCCUGAGCAACGAGACCAUUUCACCAAGCAACUUCAUCGCCUGGGGACAUGGCCAAGUCGAGCUUAACCUGGACCAAGUCUUUGGAACAGACGGGUACGUGGCUGUGCGACCUGGGUCUUUCGCUACCAACGCCCUGCGAUGGAAGAAGAUGGUUUCGGAAGGCGAGAUCAAAAUCGCAUAUCCCGAGGCGCUGUUCGACUGGAUCACGCCGGGAGACAUGGGAAGGGUGUGUGGAGCAGUUGUCGCCAAAGGACCUCAUGCUGUUGACAGCGCCGCUGGGAGAAAAGUCAUUCGACUUUGCGGCCCGAAGAUCAUGUCGCAGGCUGCAGCAGCAGACACCAUUGGCAGGGUCCUCGGGAAGGAGCUCAAAGUCACACGGCUUGACGAGGAAGAAGGUGUCGAGUUCUUCGUGAAAGCCGCCCAUGUGCCGGAGACGGCAGCGCGACAGCUGAUCGCGCUGCUCAAACAGAGAGUAGAAGACGGGAAUAACGGUGAAGAGUUGUAUGAAAGUUACGAGGAGGCAGUUGCCAACAUCACCAAGUAUGGGGGACGACAGCCGACCAAGUUUGACGAGUGGGUAGAGGAAAACAAGGCCAUUUUCGUCGACUGA
Molecule: messenger RNA, 966 nt
Organism: Fonsecaea nubica
Lineage: Eukaryota; Fungi; Ascomycota; Eurotiomycetes; Chaetothyriales; Herpotrichiellaceae
Exons: 1
Coding region: 1-966 (321 amino acids)
Source: RefSeq, a predicted model, not a curated record